Messenger RNA from Tarenaya hassleriana, 2929 nucleotides. Its product is annotated as mediator of RNA polymerase II transcription subunit 25. The transcript is spliced from 16 exons. Gene Ontology annotation, cellular component: mediator complex; transcription regulator complex. Lineage: Eukaryota; Viridiplantae; Streptophyta; Magnoliopsida; Brassicales; Cleomaceae. The record is from RefSeq and is a predicted model, not a curated record. Bases 169 to 2568 code for a protein of 799 amino acids. Gene Ontology annotation, biological process: positive regulation of transcription by RNA polymerase II.
GAAGAGGGAAUUUUGCGAGAAGAUCGGUUCUUUUCCUGAGAAAAGUUGAAAUUUCCUCAUUCGGGGAAGUUUCAACUCCGGGCGAUGACUUAGAGCGAAGACCUCCAAAAGAGGCUUCGUCUUUCUGGUUUCCCUGAUCGACGCUGUCCGAGGUUCGAAGCUCUGGUUAUGGCGGAUAAACAGCUGACCGUCGUCGUCGAAGGCACUGCCGCAUUGGGUCCCUAUUGGCAGACCAUCGUCUCAGAUUAUCUCGAGAAGAUCAUCAGGUCCUUCUGUGACAUAGAGAAUGGACAGAGGGUUCCUGCUUCUAACUUUGAGCUAUCGCUGGUCACCUUUAAUUCCCAUGGUUCAUAUUGUGCUUGUCUGGUACAAAGGAGUGGUUGGACAAGAAACAUUGAUAUGUUUAUACAAUGGCUGUCUUCGAUACAAUUUUCUGGUGGCGGUUUCAAUGAGGCUGCCACAGCUGAAGGGCUUGCUGAAGCAUUGAUGAUGUUUUCUCCUCCUUCAGGCCAAGCUCAACCGAGUAAUGACUUCAAAAGGCACUGUAUCUUAAUUGCGGCCAGCAACCCUCACACAUUGCCAACACCAGUCUUUCGCCCACAGUUGCAAAAUGUGGAAAGGGGUGAAAAUGGCGAAGUGCAGUCUGAAAGCCGUUUGUCAGAUGCAGAGACAGUGGCCAAAUAUUUUUCUAGGUGUUCUGUUUCUCUGUCUGUCAUUUGUCCGAAGCAGCUCCCAAAGAUCAGAGCGAUAUACAAUGCGGGGAAGUUCAAUCCACAAGGCGCAGACCUGUCAAUUGAAACUGUUAAGAACCCAUUCUAUCUUGUCCUAAUCUCGGAGAAUUUUUUGGAGGCACGUGCUGCUUUAAGCCAUACUGCAACAAAUCUGCCACAGAUCCAGAGCCCUUUGAAAGUGGACAGGACUACAAUUGCUCCACCUCCUGUUACUGGGCAACCACAAGCUCCUGUUGCAUCAGCAAAUGGAUCCGUUCUGACCCGGCAAUCAGUUUCUGUUGGAGCCAUACCUAAUGCUACUGUUAAAGUGGAACCUAGCACUGUAACUUCCAUGGCCUCCCAUCCAAGUUUCCCCUGUAUCUCAUCUGUUGCUCAUCCUACAACACAAGCAAUACCUGCAAUGCAAGCAUCUUCAGCAUCUCCAGUUUCUCAAGAAAUGGUCUCAAAUGCUGAGAGUGUCCAAGAUAUCAAACCUUUUGUUGGUGGGAUGCCUCAGCCACUGCAUGCUGGUGGAGCCAAUGUGAAUCUAUUGAACAAUCUAUCUCAAUUACGGCAAGUCAUGAGCUCUGCAGCUCUUGCUGGGGCAACUUCAUCGGUUGGGCAAAGUGCAGUGGCUAUGCAUAUGUCGAAUAUGAUAUCCACUGGAUUUCCUCCAUCUUCUUUGCCUUCACAAACUGUUAUUUCAUCUUGUCAACAGGGAAUUACUUCAGUGCCUGGUUCAGGCACUCUUAUGGGGACUACGCAAGUGGGACAAAGUUCAGGUCCUAAUUCCUAUAGUUCUCCAAUGGCCAAUGUUUCUGGAAGUUUGGACAUUGGUGUUCCUCAAUCGAUGCCAGGAAUGAACCAAGGAGGUCAUCCUGGAGCACAAAUGGUUCCAGGUGGAAUAGUGAUGAGCCAAAACUUGAUGAGUGGUCUUGGUCAAGCUAAUGCCUCUUCUGGGACUGGUUCAAUGAUGCCUAUACCAGGAUUUUCCCAGGAAGUGCAAUCAGGAACACAGCCGCUUAGUGUCAGUAACAGUUCAGCUAGUAAUAUGCAGUUGUCGCAGCAAUCGUCGGGUGCUAUGCAGAAUCCGCAAUCCAAAUAUGUGAAAGUCUGGGAGGGAAAUUUAUCUGGGCAAAGGCAAGGACAGCCUGUUCUUAUCACCAAGCUUGAGGGUUACAGAAGCGCUUCUGCAUCUGACUCGUUGGCAGCCAAUUGGCCACCAACUAUGCAGAUAGUUCGUCUCAUAUCCCAAGAUCAUAUGAACAACAAGCAGUACGUUGGUAAAGCUGAUUUCCUAGUUUUCCGGGCCAUGAGUCAACAUGGAUUUUUAGGACAACUUCAGGAAAAGAAGCUUUGUGCAGUAAUCCAACUACCGUCGCAGACAUUACUGCUAUCAGUGUCCGACAAAGCUUGCCGCUUGAUUGGAAUGCUUUUCCCUGGGGAUAUGGUUGUGUUUAAGCCGCAAAUCCCGAGCCAGCAACAACAACAGCAACAGCAACAGCAGCAGCAGCAACUCCAGCAACAGCUGCAAACCCAGCAACAACAACUGCCGCAGCUCCAUCAGCAGCAACAACAACAACAAUCACAAUCGCAGCAGCAGCAGCAGCUAUCUCAGCUCCAACAACAACAACAACAACAACAACUACAGCAGUUCCAUCAGCAGCAGCUCUCGCAGUUCCAACAUCAGCAGCAGCAACCGCUGUCUCAGCUGCAGCACCACCUCCAACAGCAGCAGUCACAGAUGCCGCCGCAGCAAAUGGUCGGGUCGGUGAUGGGCGGUGUUCAGUCUUUCGGCCAAGUCCCUGUUAGAUCCCAAGUUCCACCUAACAUCCCCGGUCCUGCCUUCUUGGGUUAAACCCCUCCUCUUUCAGGAAGGCUUUGUACGGAAGUUUCUAGAAGUUGCAUUCUUGAAAGAAAAAAAAGGCUGAAGAACAAAUGCUUUGGGCGCAUAAUAGCAAGAUUGAAAUUGGAAUUUGCAAAUUCACAAAAGAUGGUGUAGAGGCAAACAAGCACACAAAAACAUGAAAAUUUCCCUCUGCUGCUGUCUUUUCUCGAGCUGGUGGGUCUCAUCCAUCAAACUCACAUGACACUACGGUCCAAAACAAUUCACAUAAUUGAGUGUCCUUAGCACCAACUCCUCAAACAUGUCAAUUCAAUCUUUUCCUUAAAGCUGUUGAGUUGCUCUUAUAAUAUAUGAUUCCACCUUUCAUGAUGUA